Messenger RNA from Geosmithia morbida, 2958 nucleotides. RefSeq names its product N-methylhydantoinase A/oxoprolinase/acetone carboxylase, beta subunit. The coding region runs from base 1 to 2958 and encodes 985 amino acids. The record is from RefSeq and is a predicted model, not a curated record. NCBI's taxonomy places the organism in Eukaryota, Fungi, Ascomycota, Sordariomycetes, Hypocreales, Bionectriaceae. Gene Ontology annotation, molecular function: 5-oxoprolinase (ATP-hydrolyzing) activity. Gene Ontology annotation, biological process: glutathione metabolic process. Gene Ontology annotation, cellular component: cytosol. The transcript is spliced from 2 exons.
AUGACUAGACCGAAUCGCCUCCGCGUGGGCAUAGACGUCGGCGGCACUAACACCGACGGCGUGGUCCUCGACCCCGCCGAGACGAAUCCCGACGCUUCCAUCAAGGCAUGGCACAAGACGGCCACGACGCCCGACCCCAGCGACGGGAUCGACGCCGCCCUCUCCCACAUGUUCGACGUGGGGGGCGUCGACCCCUCGACCGUCUCGAGUGUCACCAUCGGUACGACGCACUUUGUCAACGCCGUGGUCGAGGCCGAUGCGUCGCGACUGUCCCCCGUGGCUGUCAUCCGGCUCUGCGGACCCUUCUCCAAGCACGUGCCCCCCUGCGUGGACUGGAACCCCAGACUGAGCGACAUCAUCCUGGGGCACUACGCGCUGCUCAAGGGUGGGCUGCAGGUGGACGGGCUCCCCAUCUCAGAUAUCUCCGAGGAGGAGAUACGUGCCGAGUGCGCCGUCAUCCGGGAAAAGGGCAUCAGCAACAUCGUCGUCAAUGGCGUCUUCAGUCCCAUCGAUACCAUCGAGAGGCAGGAGGAGAGGGCUGCCGAUAUUGUCAGGGCUGAGAUCCCCAGCUGCAAUGUUGUGUGUUCCAAGGAUGUGGCCAACAUUGGCUUCAUAGAGCGAGAGAAUGCGGCCAUCCUCAAUGCGUCUAUCCUGACGUUUGCCAAAAAAACGAUCCGCUCGUUUCAACGCCCAAUCAGGCGCCUGGGACUGAAGUGCCCCCUGUACAUUGCCCAGAAUGACGGCACCAUCCUCUCUGGCGAGGGAGCUGCCCAGCUUCCCAUCCGCACCUUCUCCAGCGGCCCUACCAACAGUAUGCGGGGAGCUGCGUUUCUCGUGCAGAGAAAUAUUGAGGAGGACGUCAUGGUGGUGGACAUCGGAGGGACAACGACAGAUGUAGGUCUGCUCGAGGCAACCGGAUUUCCCCGACAGCGCGCUGCGUACAGUGAACUGGAGGGUGUCAGAGUCAACUUUCCCGGUCCCGACAUCAAGAGCAUAGGCCUCGGCGGCGGAUCCAUCGUCCGCCCUGGAGCUCCCAUGACCGUAGGACCCGACAGUGUUGGACACAAGCUGUCCAAGGAGUCGGUCGUGUUCGGCGGCAGCACUCUUACUGCUACCGACCUGACGGUCCUGGGCAACUCCGGCUUGGACAUAGGCGACCGGGCACUUCUGCAGGGAAAGGCUGGGGAUGCUGACGUUGAAGAGUUCCGUCGUCUGGUCAAGAAGAAGCUAGAGAACAUCAUUGAUAUGAUGAAGACGUCGCCGGCCGACAUACCCGUCAUCCUAGUCGGAGGCGGAGCGGUUGUCGCGCCGGAGAGCCUUCGGGGAGCCUCCAAGGUGACGAAGCCCAACUGGUCACAGGUUGCCAAUGCGGUGGGAGCUGCCAUGGCUCGUGUCAGUGGUAUCGUCGACACCGUCAUGUCUACCGAGUCCAAGUCAAUCCCCAAGCUGCUGGAGGUCGUCAAGGAGCAGGCCAGGGCCAGGACGAUUGAGGCUGGAGCAAAGCCUUCUUCUGUUGACAUUGCCGAGGUGGACACGCUUCCGCUAACAUAUGUAUCAAACAUGACGCGGUUCAUCGUUCGCGCCGUCGGCGACGUGGAUCCCAGUAAGAACUUGGAGCUUCCGUCAGACAGGUCUGACGAGGUUGAUGACGAGACCGGGACUGGAGCGCAGCCAACCAUCGAAAAGAAUCCCAAAGAAUCAUACCACGAGAAAAAAGAGGUUGAUAUCGAUAAUUACAAGCCAGAUGUCCGUGGCCGCGUCUGGUAUAUCUCCGAGACGGAUCUGGAAUGGAUCUCUACCGGCUGCUACAUACUUGGAACGGGCGGAGGGGGUUCGCCAUACUCCAGCAUGAUACGCCUACGCGCCGAGCUCCGAAAGGGAGCAGUAGUCAGAGUUGUCGACACAAAGGAUCUCGCAGACGACGCACAAGUUGGCUGCGGCGGCGCUGCAGGCAGCCCGACGGUAGCGGUGGAGAAGCUUGGUGGCGACGAGACUCUCGAGGCUCAGCAGGAGCUGUACAAGAUAUGUGACAAGGCCGCAACUCACCUGAUUGCGGUCGAGAUUGGCGGGGCAAACGGGUUGCAGAGCUUGAUUAUCGGAGCGAGCACGCACAUGAACAUCCCCGUCGUGGACGGGGACUGGAUGGGCCGAGCAUACCCAACCAAGUGGCAGACAACACCGGUUGUCUUCAACGAGAGAUCGCCAAUCUGGUGCCCCAUUGUCAUGUCGGACGGCAGUGGAAACGUCCUGGUCAUGCCCAAGGCUGCGUCGGAUACAGAUGUCGACCGUAUAUUUCGCAGCGCCCUCAGCCAGAUGGGAUCUCAAGUCGGAAUUGCCGAGGCUCCCGUGACGGGUGCGGAAACGAGAAGGUGGGCGGUCCAGAACACGAUCUCUCAGGCCUGGAGGAUUGGCCGAGGCGUCGCCAGGGUCCGUGCCGAGCGCCGCACGGCUCAAGUGGCCGAGUCUAUUCUCCAGGAAUUUGGCGGAGCCAGUGCCGGCAAGGUUAUCUGGAAGGGCAAGAUCAUCGGGGUCGAGAGAGUGGUGAGGUCUGGCUAUGCGUACGGGGAGUGCCUGAUCCAAGGCGCUGAUGUGACCGAGGAUGGGUCCUCUCGAGAGUUUCAAGGCUUGCUCCGGGUCCCUUUCAAAAACGAGAACAUCGCUGCCAUUGUUGACCGCGGGGACGGCCAGAUGGAGGGCGAGGGAGAUGUGCUGGCGACGGUACCGGACCUCAUCACCAUCAUCGAUGCGCAGAACGGCGAGGCUGUGGGCACUCCAGAGUAUCGAUACGGUCUUUUGGUAGUCGUGCUGGGCAUCGCGGCCAGCGACAAGUGGACAGGGUCUGAGCGCGGAAUCAAGAUUGGAGGUCCGGAAGGGUUUGGGUUCGGCCACCUAAAGUAUUCACCCCUUGGGGAAUACCAUGAACCGCUGAGCGUCAUUGACGAGUUUGACAUGAGUUAA